AUGACUGAUGCCGAUUCUGAUGAGAACUGGCUCGUUAGCGAGCCUGUUGUGACCGAAUGGUAUGACGGCCAGGUGCGACAGCUCAAAUAUCUGGGCUUCUCUUCCCCUUCCAAUUGGAGGUCGCACCUUACUCUCAAUUUUGGUCUUGCCGUUUCGGAAUCGAAGCGCGAGGCUCUGUUUUGGUUCCGCCUUCCCAUCCGUGUAAAGUCACGAACAACGACGAGGCCGACCAAGUUCUACGUUUACUUCAUCGUCGAGCCCGACAUGUUUGAUGUGGAUGGCGAAGAUCAGGGUCUCUCUUUUUCCCAGCAGCCGAACGUGCCAUCAUCGGUCCAGUUAGCCUUCAAAGGCAGCAACAUCUGCCAGUCAGACAGUGAGCUCAUUCGCUUGCGUUUCAAUCUCAAAACCCCCAGUGUCGUGGUCAUGCCGAAAGCUGAAGAGUCCCCAUUCGAGCCUUCGGCCAUCAAUCAGCAAGUAUUGCUCGCGUUGAAGUCGCUCUCAGAAGCCACCAAGUUCAGCGCCUACGUUCCUCAGAGCUCUCUGUCCACCAGCCGUCUCCAAACGCUUUGUCGAAUGAUACAGCACGGGCAUCUACAACCGCGGCCUCGUGAGAUACAUACCCUUUAUCACGGCAAAAGCGGCGAGAUGAAUGCAUGGGGGAACUUUGUCCUUUCUUCGGGCCAGGAAGAGGCGGCAGGUCAAACGAAGGAAUCAUUCUUCACGCGGGAGUCGGUCUCAUUUGCUGAGGGCCCAUCAGAGUCCAGCGAGAAACAAGCUGCGGCAGCUGAAGUGCAGGAGCAAGCUGUGGUCGAGUCGGUAGAGAAAGACGACCGACCGAAACAUUUCUAUCUCAAUGAGAAUCGAGUAGAGGAACGGCAAGGUAGCAUUCCGCCUACCUAUCAAGAGGCCGGUCCUCCUUCGCCACCAGCUGCAAACGCUGCUACGGCCAGUCCACUAUUGAGGACGGCGAAAUCUUUCAGCAUCCCCCCAGCCGGCGAUGUUCUGAAAAUAGUACGGCAGUCGAGUGCUCCUCCCGCCUGUCAGAGACAUUCCGAGGAACGCCCCGCUCUGUUUGUGCCACCGAAGCCAUUACCUGAACUUGAACCUCCUAGCGCCGUGCCCGAGGGUCAAGUGGCAGCCGAAGACACAGGUCAGACCGCCCCUCGGUCAUCCAAACGGAGCAAGCCUCCCUCUGAUGACGAAGUGGGUGAGGAUGAUGACUUGGAAACCACCACCUCCACAAGAGACAACAAACCCCAGAAGCCCCUUCUCAAGUCGAAGACCACAAUCAAAGUCCGCCGCCCUUCCAAACAAGUCCGCUUCGACGACGCCGCCGGCACAACAGCCAGCUCCUCCCGCCGCCGCCGCAGCCACCCUCCCACCACACCAUCAUCAUCAUCAUCGUCGUCGUCCCACCCACCCAUCCCCACCCUCCCCCCUCCAUCAACAACAUCCCUCCCCUCCUUCUCCCUCACCGCCCUCUCCACCUCCCUCCCCAAACCGCAAUCCGCCCUCCUCCGCCAAACAAUCGACUGGUUCAAAUGGGCGUGGACGACCCCGACCCACCGCGCGAGCCAAACGCAGAGCCAACAGCAACAGCGCCAGCGCCAGCAGACACGUCGCCGCCACCCCCCCAUCAUCUCCGCCACCGCCCCCCUGACCCACCCCCACCUCUGCGCCCUCGGCACCGCCGCCCGCGCCGGCGACACGGACGCGUGGCUGGCGACGCGGGCGCGCUGCUCCGCGCGCGUGCUGUGGGAGUGCGACGACGUGGACCCCGCCCGUGGUGAUGACGCCGCCGACGCCGCCGGGGAGGACGAGAACGAGGACGAGAACGAGGAGGACGAGGAAGGGGAAGAAGACGAGCGAGAAGACGGGGAAGAAGGCGAAGCGUCGUUGUUGCUGCUGGGGGAGCUAGAAGCGUUUUUGUUGUGGGUGGGGCGGGUGGCGCCGCGGGCGGAGAUGGCGCUGACGGGGGAGCUGCGCGAGUUGGGGCGGCUGGCGAGGCGCGGGGAGGGGGCGUGGUUGGAGCAUGGGAUGGCGGUUUGUGCGGGGUUUGUGGUGUUUUGGUUUGGGGAUGGGGAGGAGGGUGCUGGUGCUGGUGCUGCGUGA
Molecule: messenger RNA, 2112 nt
Organism: Diplodia corticola
Lineage: Eukaryota; Fungi; Ascomycota; Dothideomycetes; Botryosphaeriales; Botryosphaeriaceae
Exons: 2
Coding region: 1-2112 (703 amino acids)
Source: RefSeq, a predicted model, not a curated record